AUACAUGUCUAUAUAUUCAUAUACGUGUAUGUGUAUUUCUCUCUCUCUCUCUCUCUCUCUCUCUUUCUGUCUCUCUUUCUCUCUUUCUUUCUCCGUGUUAUAUAAUAUAGUUUAAGACAUUUAAUUGAAGUGUUCGAAAAAAGAAGGGAAUAUAAUCGACGAUAAGAAAGUGUAAUUUCCGUUGUUGACAUUGAUCAGGCAAAGUUGUUGAUUCGUUGUUUCGUUAUUAUCAUCUUGUCAAUAUGAAACAAAACGGAAUACCAUUGAACGAAAUAGACUUGGAAAAUUCCACGAUACCUAAUACUGAGGAAAUAACAAUUUCCAAGAACAGAGGAGCUGAUAUUACUUAUGGCAUCGACGAUGUACCACCGUGGUAUUUGUGCUUUUUUAUGGCACUUCAGCAUUACUUGACCAUGAUUGGUGCCAUCGUUUCGAUUCCCUUCAUCCUAACGCCAGCACUUUGCAUGGCAGAAGAUGACCCUGCCAGAAGUUACAUAAUCUCAACGAUGAUCUUUGUAACUGGUCUUGUCACUCUUUUGCAAACUACAAUAGGAUGCAGAUUACCUUUGGUGCAAGGUGGUACUAUAUCAUUUUUAGUACCCACCCUUGCUAUAUUGAGUCUACCACAAUGGAAAUGUCCAGCGCCAGAAAUUUUGGAAACAAUGUCUCACGAAAAUCGUACAGAGUUAUGGCAAAUUCGUAUGAGAGAAUUAUCUGGUGCAAUCGCGAUAUCCGCAUUGUUUCAAGUUAUUGUUGGAUUUGGAGGAAUCAUCGGAUACAUGUUAAAAUUUAUAACUCCUUUAACGAUCGUACCGACCGUUUCAUUGGUCGGAUUAUCUCUCUUCGAGAAUGCUGCGGAAGCUGCAUCGAAACAUUGGGGUAUCGCUGCUGGAACGAUACUAAUGCUCACGAUGUAUUCGCAAGUAUUGAUCAAUGUACCUGUACCGAUAGUAAUGUAUCGCAAGGGCCAUGGAUUACAAGUCAUUUGGUUCGAAUUAUUUAAAUUAUUUCCUGUACUACUGACGAUCGUAGUAAUGUGGAUUAUUUGUACGAUUUUAACGGUCACCGAUACUCUGCCUGUCGGUCAUCCUGCUAGAUCCGAUAGUAAAAUUAAAAUUAUCAGUGAUUCUCCGUGGUUUAGAAUCCCAUAUCCCGGUCAGUGGGGAAUACCUACGGUUAGUUUGUCAGGUGUCCUUGGAAUGUUAGCAGGUGUUUUAGCAUGUACAGUUGAAUCUAUCAGUUAUUAUCCUACUACUUCUAGAAUGUGUGGUGCUCCACCUCCACCAGUUCAUGCUAUUAAUCGAGGAAUAGGAAUAGAAGGCUUUGGAACGAUGUUGGCUGGCCUUUGGGGCAGUGGCAAUGGUACAAAUACGUUUGGUGAAAAUGUUGGCACCAUAGGUGUAACGAAAGUAGGAAGCCGUAGAGUCAUACAAUGGGCUUGCGGACUGAUGAUUUUACAAGGACUAAUUAGCAAAUUUGGUGCGGUAUUUAUUAUCAUACCAGAACCGAUCGUUGGUGGAAUAUUUUGUGUUAUGUUUGGAAUGAUAUGCGCAUUCGGUCUCUCGGCCUUGCAAUAUGUAAAUUUGAACUCUUCGAGGAACUUAUAUAUUCUAGGAUUUUCUAUCUUCUUUCCUAUGGUACUAUCCAAAUGGAUGAUAAAACACGCAAAUGUAAUAAAUACGGGCAAUGAUAUCGUUGAUGGUGUUAUCACAGUAUUAUUAAGUACAACUAUUUUAGUUGGUGGUGUGAUUGGUUGUUUAUUAGAUAAUAUAAUACCAGGUACUGACGAGGAACGAGGUUUACUAGCUUGGUCGAAGGAGAUGGAAUUAAAUGUCGAAACGUCGGAUGAAAAACAAGGCGAGGAAUACGUACCGAAUACAUUUGAUUUUCCCAUUGGAAUGCAAUUAUUAAGAAGAUGGAAAUGGACGUCUUACUUACCAUUUUCACCAACCUAUAAGCCAAGAUCUGGUAUGUGUAGGUGUAGUACAAAAAAAUAAAUAUAUGCAUUUAGGUAUAUAUCAUAAAAAAGAUUUGUAAGAACAUGUUCGUUAUCGUAUUAUAGAUUAGAAUAAAGAUUAGAAAUAUUA
Molecule: messenger RNA, 2087 nt
Organism: Vespula pensylvanica (western yellowjacket)
Lineage: Eukaryota; Metazoa; Arthropoda; Insecta; Hymenoptera; Vespidae
Product: solute carrier family 23 member 1
Exons: 13
Coding region: 243-1997 (584 amino acids)
Biological process (GO): transmembrane transport
Cellular component (GO): membrane
Molecular function (GO): transmembrane transporter activity
Source: RefSeq, a predicted model, not a curated record